UUGUUUCUUCUCCAGGUCCCGGCAAUCACCCCUUACUGCAAGCAAAAUCUGCCCGUGGUGUUUGUCAGGUGAUGUGUUUCCACCCCUGGUCAGACAUGACUCUCCCUCUAAUGACCACCGAGGAAGUCCGAGCUGUGAUCGACAAGUGGGCGGAGAUAAACAGCGACCUGGGGGCCACUUACCCCUGGGUUCAGAUCUUCGAAAACAAAGGGGAAAUGAUGGGAUGCUCCAACCCCCAUCCGCACUGCCAGAUCUGGGCAAGUAAUUUCCUUCCAAACGAGGCUCAGACAGAGGAGCGGACACAGAGGGAAUACCUCCGGACACACGGCACCCCCAUGUUAUUGGAGUACGGGAGACUGGAGGAGCAGAGCAAGGAGCGUCUAGUUCUGAGUAAUGACGACUGGCUGGUACUUGUCCCAUACUGGGCAGUUUGGCCGUUUCAGACCCUUUUGCUGCCUCGCCGUCAUGUGACCCGCUUGCAGGACCUGAACAGCACGGAGAGAGACAGUCUGGCCUCCAUCAUGAAGCGUCUGCUCUGCAAGUACGACAACUUGUUUGAGGUCUCCUUCCCGUACUCCAUGGGCUGGCACGGUGCUCCGACCGGCCGUCACCUUACCGAGGACUGCAGCCACUGGCAGCUCCACGCUCACUACUACCCGCCGCUUCUGCGCUCCGCCUCUGUGCGCAAAUUCAUGGUGGGGUAUGAGAUGCUGGCUCAAGCUCAGAGGGACCUGACAGCAGAGCAGGCGGCUGAACGUCUCCGGAAUUUGCCGGAAGAGCAUUACAAGCUGAGACGGACGGGGGACAAUACAGAGUAA
Molecule: messenger RNA, 818 nt
Organism: Nanorana parkeri
Lineage: Eukaryota; Metazoa; Chordata; Amphibia; Anura; Dicroglossidae
Gene: GALT
Product: galactose-1-phosphate uridylyltransferase
Exons: 8
Coding region: 72-818 (248 amino acids)
Biological process (GO): beta-D-galactose catabolic process via UDP-galactose, Leloir pathway
Cellular component (GO): cytoplasm
Molecular function (GO): UDP-glucose:hexose-1-phosphate uridylyltransferase activity; zinc ion binding
Source: RefSeq, a predicted model, not a curated record